Molecule: messenger RNA, 1097 nt
Organism: Cuscuta epithymum
Lineage: Eukaryota; Viridiplantae; Streptophyta; Magnoliopsida; Solanales; Convolvulaceae
Source: the annotation of a GenBank genome assembly
AGAACCUUUCAGCUUGAACAAGAUCUGAAUGCAAUCACUCAGGACUCACUAUCUGUUGGUGAUUAUUUUACUAAAUUAAAUCGCAUCUGGGAAGAGCUUAAGCAUUAUCAACCUUCACCAUGUUGCAAAUGUGGAAAAUGCACAUGUAAACUCCAUGAUGAGUUCCUGAAAAUUCAGGAGAAAAGGAAAAUUUUCAAAUUUCUCAUGAGCCUAAAUGACUCAAAUGAUUUUAUCAGAGGAAAAAUCAUAUCUCAAGAUCCUCUUCCUAGUCUUGACAAAACAUAUCAUCUUGUUUUACAAGAAGAGAAGCAGAAACAAGCUAGAAGUUUUACAUCAUCUUAUUCUGAAGCUUCAGCUCUUUCUGUUGGCUAUAAAAGGAAAAUGUUCUGCAAAAACUGUCAUAUGACAAACCACAAUGUGGAAAACUGCUUUAAGAUUUAUGGCUACCCACCUGGUGCUAACAAGAAAAAUAACUAUGAGCAUGGAGGAAGAGGUGGUAGAGGUGGAAAAUCCGGAAGAGGUAGAGGCAGAUUUGGUGAUGAUAGAUACAUGCAUGAAAGAGUGCAAGAGAGUUCAUCUGCAAUGGUGAUGGGAGAACCAUCUACCGGAAGUUUUAAAGGAAACAUAAAUGUUUCAAAUGGUCAAGUAACCAUCUCAUCUGACCAAUUGCAUUCUCUUCUAGCAAUGGCAGAAAAAUUCAAAAAUGAAAGUUUACCAAAGGCAAUUGCAGCAACACCUACUGAUCCAAUUUCAAAUUGUGCAGGAAAACUCAAAAGCAUUGAUGAAAUCUUUGAGGAAGAUUGGCAAUCAGAAUGAACAAGUGGAGGGAUUAUACCACUUAAGGGAAGAAAAAUGUUUUGAGCAAAAGGUGUUUUCAGUCAACCAAGCUAACGAAGCAAGUGUUUCUAGUCAUAUUUGGCACUAUAGACUAGGACAUUUAUCUCAUGAGAGACUUUGUUUAAUUAAGCUUGGAUCUCCGAUUGUUUCUUGUAAUAAAUUCUCUUAUUGCACUGUUUGUCAAAUGUCCAAACAAAAGAGAUCUCGUUUUCCAUCUAAAUGUACUUCCAAUUGUUCUUCUAGUAAAAAUACUUCUAUUA